AUGAAUUUUGGAGCUUCCAGUAACCGCUGCGUAACAAUUCUCGCCGUCACUGAAACAUCGAUCGAAUGCGCAGGCGUCAGGGCUGCGGAUGGUCCCGAAUAUCGCGCAUGCGCGCAGUAUUCAAACGGCCUUGGCGGAAAUUGGACGCAGGUUAAACACAACAAGGAAUUUGUCUACAGCAAUCUCGAGCACAACACGCCAGUUUUGCUGUCUCUGUCCAGAUAUUUAAGAAGUGGAGCAAAGGAUUCACUCACUCAUCUGACUGACUGGCAUGCUCGUCAUUUUACACAUUGCUCAGACAGAGGGAAUGGAUUCAGUUGGUCAUUUCAACUGAAGGUACAUCAGCGAGUUCACACUGGAGAGACGCCGUUCACCUGCUCAGACUGUGGGAAGGGAUUCACUCAGUCAUCCACCCUAAUGGCACACAAGUCAGUUCACCCUGGGGAGAGGCCGUUCACCUGCUCAGACUGUGGGAAGGCAUUCACUCAGUCAUCUAAACUGAAGGUACAUCAGAGAGUUCACACUGGGGAGAGGCCAUUCAUCUGUUCAGAGUGCGGGAAGGGAUUCACUGAGUCAUCUCAGCUACUGAGACACCAGUCAGACCACACUGGGAAAUGGCCGUUCACCUGCUCAGUCUGUGGGAAGGGAUUCACUUUCUUGUCUCAUCUGAAGGUGCAUCAGCGAGUUCACACUGGGGAGAGGCCAUUCACCUGUUCAGACUGUGGGAAAGGAUUCUAUCAGUCAUCCCACCUUCAAGAACACCGGUUACUUCACAUUGGGGGGUGGUCGUUCAUCUGCUCAGUGUGUGGGAAGGGAUUCCCUCAGUUUUCUCAACUACUGAGCCACCAGCGAGUUCACACAAGGGAGAGGCCAUUCACCUGCUCUGUGUGUGGGAAGGCAUUCACUUGGUCAUCCCAACUACAGAGACACCAGCGAGUUCACACUGGGUAGAGGCCGAUCACCUGCUCAAUCUUUGGGGAGGGAUUCUGUCAGCCAAAUCAAUCAAAUGUACACCAUUGAAUUCACACUGGGGAGAGGCUGUUCACCUGCUGUGAAUGUGGGAAGUGAUUCACUCAGUAAUCUAACCUUAUGUUACUCUGGCUUCGGCUAGAAGCUUAAUAUAGGGGGUGAUAGCCUCCCAGCCCAGACAAGUUAAGAAAUCACAUUUGGGUGAAUGCUGCGUGAUGUGUCCCCUGUUACAAAUCAGUACCCCAAAAUAAGAAACAGUACACAAUAUGUGAUUAAAGGAAUGAGAUUUAAAAUUCUUACUUUGACUGUAGGGUUAGUAAAGAAAACAAAAAAAAGGAAAAUGGGCCCACUCUCUCCAUUCACGUCUUCUCAUCCCUCCCCAGCAAAAGACCAUGAAAUCUCUCUUCCAGACUCACAAGGAAGAACAUUUCUCUCAUUGGAUAGCCCCGCACUCCAAAACCCUGUUAUCUGUAGUCGUAACCUAAACAUUGCUGCUACAGAGAAACCAUUACCUCAGCAGUGAAACACUGCACAGAGGCCGUUACAUGAGCAGUGAAACCUUACAGCGUGUUACACUUAUGACACACUACCGAGUUCACACUGGGGAGAAAGUUUGAUUAAGCUGCAUGCUGGAUAUUUGUCCAUCACCAUUGCUGAAUGCAAUUUUGAGAGUGACUGUCGGUGCUGGACUCUGCAAUUAUUGCUGCUGCUCACCACACCCAGUUCUGCACCGUGGUCACUGGACAUGGGAGGAGUUUCUUCUGCUACAUAUUCAACUUUAUGGAACUGGAGUUUAAUAUUCUGGAUCUGAGACAAAUAAAUCAGUUCUAUUUUAAACUCUGUCUCCGAUACUUGGUGAAUUUAUAACACACGAAGCGUACAGUAAAGAGUCAACUCAGGUCGGCUGGACCCUGCCAGUGAUUCCGUUUCACGACAGUCCUUUAAAUCCUCCCCUGUUGUUCAUCUCUCACUCCGCCUGUGGUGAUGGUUUCCAAACUGUCACCACUCUGUGGGUGAAGAGGUUUCCCUUGAACUCUCUGCAGACUGAAGAAGUCGAGCUGACUGCAGUUCUGUCUGAGAUGUUCUUCACCCCUCUAAUCUCUGGACUGAGGAAGAAUAACAUUGGUAGUUAACCUCCUUAAUCACUACUCAUUUCCACAUUAUGGGUCCUUUUCCCUGCUUCUAAAGGGUUGUUAGAAAACACCACCGUCCUCUAAAGACUGAAAGCAGAAUGGGAAACCAUUAGUUGGAUGUUCAACAAAGCAGGGUCAGAAACCAGAGGCGGGUCUGCACAGGGCAGAGUUUGGGGCUCUGGAUGAUGGUCGGGGUAAGAACGUAUGAUGAGGAGACGGGAAUCAGCAGCGGGGUGUGGCAAUCAGUGACAGAGUAACAACAUUUGGAAGCUGAUUGACAGAGAAAAUCUUUGGGUUCUCUGACUGGUGACACAAACAAUACCUGUGGUGAGGUGCUCCACUGGUCGAGGAACAUGUGUGUGUGGGGAAUGGUUUCAUCUAUUGAGGGAGUUGUACCUGCUUGUUUGUCCUAUAAUAUUAUAUCCAGAUGGUUAUUAUGGAUUGUCCUAUCUGAAAUAAUGUAUUGAUUAUCAUAUAAUUUGUAAGAUUUUGACUCUAAAACUGGAUCUGGCUUGAAUUUAUGGUGGCUUUAUGAAGUGAUGAAGGGCAUUCAUGAGUUUGUAUUUUAAAACAUGAUUUUGGUGAAUGAUAUUUGCCACUUGAUUGCACUUUUGUAAGUGAUCAAAUUGAAUUAAACUGCUGCAGGAUCCUGGAAUGUGUUGGAUUGUGUCUGGUUUCUCUUGGCAUUUUCUGCACUUACUGCCUUGUUUGUUUAUAUUUCCUGUAUUUUUGAUUUUUUUUUUCCUUUUGUUAACCACCUUGUCCUGUAUUUCUGCUGGGACCCCCUCUGUUUCUGCU
This is a messenger RNA of Mobula hypostoma (lesser devil ray), 2900 nucleotides long. RefSeq names its product zinc finger protein 239-like. Gene Ontology annotation, biological process: regulation of transcription by RNA polymerase II. The record is from RefSeq and is a predicted model, not a curated record. Gene Ontology annotation, molecular function: RNA polymerase II cis-regulatory region sequence-specific DNA binding; DNA-binding transcription factor activity, RNA polymerase II-specific. The transcript is spliced from 3 exons. The coding region runs from base 1 to 951 and encodes 316 amino acids. Lineage: Eukaryota; Metazoa; Chordata; Chondrichthyes; Myliobatiformes; Myliobatidae.